This is a messenger RNA of Amphibalanus amphitrite, 1804 nucleotides long. RefSeq names its product NPC intracellular cholesterol transporter 2-like. Gene Ontology annotation, biological process: sterol transport. Gene Ontology annotation, molecular function: sterol binding. Bases 297 to 731 code for a protein of 144 amino acids. Lineage: Eukaryota; Metazoa; Arthropoda; Thecostraca; Balanomorpha; Balanidae. The transcript is spliced from 4 exons. The record is from RefSeq and is a predicted model, not a curated record.
UCCGCUGUGUCGUCGCCGUCGAUCGGCAGUCGGUCGGUCGGCGGUCCAGUUCCGCCUGUCGGCACCGACAGAGGUCAGUGGGACCCGUGCACGCCCCGGCUCCGGUCAGGUCAGGGUGGAGGGCGCCGGCCGACCGUCCUGCCUCCUUUCUCUCCGGUGCCCCGGUUGUUUGGCAGAGUGCUGAUGGCGCCGCUCUCGGCUCACCUUGGAAGGCCGGCCGCGGCGGGAGCCGGCGUGUAAAAGGCGCGCCGGCUCCGGCGGCGGGCAGUCGUCAACGGACCGCUGACAGUGAGACCAUGGCGUGCCGCGUGCUGCUGCUGAUCGUGCUGCUCGGAGUGACCGCCCACCUGACCGAGGCCCGCUGUGGCAGGAAGAGUCAAAAUGUGAAGGUGGACAACUGCACGGGGAAGGUGUGCACGCUGCCGAAGGGAGGCAACACCGGCAUCACCAUCCGCUUCAGGCCAGAUAAGCCGUACGACCGUCUGAAGGCCAAGGUGACCGGUGUUCUGGGCGGCAUUCGCGUGCCGUUCGCCGGGGUGCCGUCGGACGCGUGCAGCGGCCUCCAGCAGGGCGCCUGUCCCGUCCAGCCCGGCCAGGAGUACGUCUACCGCGCCGACAUCCCCGUCUCCAGGGCCUACCCCAGCAUCAGCGCAAAGGUCGAGUUCCUUCUGGUGGAUGCCGAGACGGACGAGUCGGUGGCCUGCAGCCUGAUCCGAGUGAGAAUUCGCUAAGUGUCGUUUGGAGAUGCUCCAGAGACAGUUACGGAGACUGAGACAGCCACAGGGACUGAGACAGGUGCUCCUCCCCUCCACGGGCACGGCCAGGGGACAGUGUGAGGUCAGCUCAGUGCCAGCAGUGCGCAGUGCGGGCUGUUCCUCACACAGCCCCAUGCACGUGGACUCCCCUGACAGUCAGUGAAGUCGGGGCGACUCCUCUUGCUGUCGUCAACCGGGUCGCGAUCUGAUCACGGAUCCACCGGCCGUUGACCGGAAUGCUGUACUCGUGUGGUGAAUGUCAUUACACGCCGCUGCGCGCCUCCGAGAUGCUAUCUAUGCGACCAUGUCACAGGCGGCGAGUAGCAGUGUGUGCGCGAGGGCGAGCCUGCUGGACGGGAGCCGAAUCCUGAAGAAACAUGUACCACAACAGGGCUAUCUUGUGUCACCAAGAGUCAUCUUGCAGCUGCAUGCACACGUGAAAAUUAUAGCGAACAGGCUUCUAUAGGUACACAUAUUGAUGAUUCGGUAAACCCACGAAUAAAAUGUUGAGGUCUUUGGACGUUGAAAGCAGUUCCCAGUAAAGUCAUGGGCGGCCACACGCCGAAAUGCAUGCUAAAACAUUCAGCAUUGUGGCAGCUACAUUGUGUAGAUUCAGCAUUGUGUGAUCUUACCGGGUGCCGUAUAGAUCACGUCGAGGUGUUCGCACAGCUGUUGCGUUUUAAUUAUGCUACAAUGCUGCGUUUCAGGAAAAUGUUUUCUUUUUACAAGCGUUUCAUGUUUGUUCUUUCUCCCAGUGUGGUGUCACAAUGCAUAAUUUGUGAGUUAAAAUGUAUUUGUGCUUACAAGCUCUAAAACGACGAGAGACCAUAUCAUUUUUAUAAUGACCGCCGACCGGUACGCUAAAUUACCUGGCUACCGUUUGUGAUACAAUCGAUCGUGUUACCCCAAUGUUUUAUGAAUCUGGCAUGUGGUUCUAAAGAGGCGAAGAAUCGCAACUCAUGCACCGGUAGGCGGCAAAAGCGAGCGUUGUGACAUGCGUACGUUGUGUAAAUGUUUGUUAUGUGCUAAUAAACUUCAAUUAAAUCGUU